AUGAUGAAUGCUUUUUGGUGGGGUCAUGGUGGCUCAAGCAACAAAGGUUUAAACUGGCUAUCCUGGGAAAAGCUCUCUGUUCAAAAGAAUGAUGGAGGGAUGGGAUUCAAAGUUUUUGCAGCUUUUAAUGUGGCAAUGCUUGGUAAACAGGGUUGGCAGUUGCAAACAAAUACGGAAAGUCUCGUCUCAAGAAUCUUCAAAGCUAGAUACUAUCCGAACAGUACCUAUCUAGAGGCUAAACUAGGGCAUAACCCUAGUUUUGUGUGGCGAAGUAUCCUCAGCGCUAAGGUGAUGGUCCGUGAAGGAGCUAGAUGGAAAAUUGGCACAGGAUUUAACAUUCCUAUUAUUAGUGAACCACGGAUUGGUUCAGGAUCCAGUAUUCCCCCUGUGGGUGAUGAUAUGGUAGCACUUCAAGCUUUUUCUGUAGGACACUUAAUUGAUCAAGAGGCUAAAGUCUGGAAUGAACCUUUGAUCCGUCAGUUGUUUGCGGAUGAUACGGCCAAGGAUAUUUUAAAUACGCCAUUACAUCAUCAGGUUCAAAUGGACAAAAUGAUAUGGAAGGCAGAGAAAAAUGGGUGCUACUCACUUAGAAGCGCCUAUCGCACUUGUAUCGAAGAUGUCAUAAACAAUGACCAUCUGCGUAGACCUGGGUACUGGAGUGGCAUCUGGAGAUUGAAAGUGCCCCCCAAGGUGUGA
Messenger RNA from Medicago truncatula (barrel medic), 696 nucleotides. RefSeq lists its product as uncharacterized. Bases 1 to 696 code for a protein of 231 amino acids. The record is from RefSeq and is a predicted model, not a curated record. The transcript has 2 exons. NCBI's taxonomy places the organism in Eukaryota, Viridiplantae, Streptophyta, Magnoliopsida, Fabales, Fabaceae.